UUCACAUCUGAAAUGAAAGGUGAAUGAGAAUGGAUACUCUGUUACUUUUCAUUCCAUUUCUGCUGAGCUUAAUCUGCAGUCAGCACUUUUUCUUCUUUCUGGAAGCUGCAACGCCUGUGUCUGAAUACCCAUAUCCAUUCAUGACAGCUGAUGCAGAAAAAGCAAUUGCAAGAACAUAUGAUUAUAUCAUCAUUGGAGGAGGUACAGCAGGGUGCCCUUUGGCAACAACCUUGUCACAACACUAUUCUGUUCUGGUAUUGGAGAGGGGAGGUUCACCCUAUGGAAACCCUGAUAUUGAAGAUGCAAGUCUUUGGGGAAAGGCCCUGGAUGAAACAAACAAAUAUACUUCCAUAGCUCAGACAUUUGUAAGUGAGGAUGGAGUACAGCUGGCUAGAGCCAGAGUUCUGGGAGGUGCAACUGCUAUAAAUGCUAUGUUUUACAGCAGGGCCAGCUUGAAAUACAUUAGAAACAUGGGCUGGGAUAAAAAACUUGUUAAUAAUUCAUAUGAAUGGGUGGAGAAAGAAAUUGCCUUCAAACCAGAUAAGCUCUCCAUUUGGAGUUCUGCUUUCAGAGAUGCCCUCUUGGAAGCUGGAGUGCUUCCUUACAAUGGUUAUACUGUGGAUCAUGUUGAGGGUACAAAGAUAAGUGCCUCUACCUUUGACAACAAUGGAAAAAGACAUACUGCUGCAGAUUUUUUCAAGCAUGCAAAUCCAAAUAAUAUAGUGGUUCUUCUCAAUGCUACUGCUAGCAGAAUCAUAUUCCAUUCAGUAUCAGGGAAGUUGAAAGCUCGUGGAGUGGAAUUUAUGAACUCUGUUGAUGGUCAAUCAUAUCAAGUAUUUCUCAAUGAAUCAUCUUAUUAUAAUGAGAUAAUCUUGUCAGCAGGAAGUCUAGGUAGCACUCAACUCCUUCUCCUAAGUGGAAUUGGUCCGUAUCAACAUCUUGCACAACUUAAUAUCCCUUUAUUGGUAGAUUUGCCCUUGGUAGGAAAAGGGGUACAAGAUAAUCCGCGUUCAACCAUAACCUUGGAGUCUCCUAUACCACUUAAUAUAUCAAGUAUACAAGCAGUGGCUAUACUUAAUGGCUCCAAAAUCUACAUUGAGUCUAGCAGUAGUAUAUCUAUGCUAAAUGACUCAUCCAUCCAAUAUACUGGGAGUAUUUUUGAGAAACUUGCAUUUCCCUUAUCGAGGGGAGAGAUUAAACUACAAAACAUAGACCCUCGAGAUAACCCCUUAGUUCAAUACAACUAUUAUUCUCACCCUCUUGAUCUAAACAGAUGUGUAGAAGGCGUAAAUGUAAUAGACAAGCUCACCAAGACAACCUCUAUUCAACAUUUUGCAUUUCAUUCUAAUGGCACCAACACACUUCAUUUCAUUGGUGAAGCACUUCCUGAUACCAAAAAAUAUGACCAUGAAGCCUUGGCCAAGUUCUGUAGAGAUACACUAAACACAAUGUGGCAUUUUCAUGGAGGUUGUCAAGUUGACUUUGUGGUUGACCAAAGGUACUUGGUGAAAGGUGUUGAUGGUCUAAGAAUUGUAGAUGGAUCAACAUUCAAGUUUAGCCCUGGAACCAAUCCACAAGCAACUACCAUGAUGCUUGGAAGGUAUAUUGGAAUUAAAAUUCUUCAAGAACGAAAUACUUCAGCAUAGGUAGUAAAGAAAACCAACUCUAAAUAGAAUCUAAAAUUAAGGCUCAAAUGCGAGGCAUAUUAUUAUAAUACUUCUAAAUAUUAUUAUACAAUUGUA
This is a messenger RNA of Cryptomeria japonica (Japanese cedar), 1742 nucleotides long. RefSeq names its product (R)-mandelonitrile lyase-like. The transcript is spliced from 4 exons. Lineage: Eukaryota; Viridiplantae; Streptophyta; Pinopsida; Cupressales; Cupressaceae. The coding region runs from base 24 to 1646 and encodes 540 amino acids. The record is from RefSeq and is a predicted model, not a curated record. Gene Ontology annotation, molecular function: flavin adenine dinucleotide binding; oxidoreductase activity, acting on CH-OH group of donors.